GGUCAAUAAAUGAGACAACCUCAUAUAGCACGAGUUAAUCUGUUAAAGGAAAUUUUUUGGAGAAAUAUUGCAGUGCAGUUCACCCACUUACCAAGUAACCGCAAUGAGACUUUGGCUUACUGCAUUUUUCUUUGUAACUUUCGCGCAAUGCGUAGCGAAUGGGGCCAGCAUUAACAACACACACAUAGUUCGCGCCGACAAAAAUGGUGGUACGGUAGUAUGCAAUCAGUACAUUGGACAGGGCGCUGAAACUCGCGAGGCUAUCAAGAACCUUGAUGAAAAACUAUCAAAAAAAUUAGACCAGCUAAUUAAACUGCUACAGCCUUCUCCUACUCCAGGUAAGAACGUUUUUUCCACAAUUCGUUCUAACUCACAGUGCAGUUUCUUAUUUAUUUUGUCAUGAAACUAAAAAGAUUCUAACCUUACUCACACUCGCUGAAAUGUGAGGACAUUCAAUUUGACUAGUGACAAAGACAUUUUGCAAUUCGGCUUAGAAAGUUUUUGGUUCUUGCCUUCAUAUAUUUUUGGCUGAAUUAGUAGUAAUGCAUACGCAAUUUAAGGAAGCCGACGGUGUGGUAAACUAAAACAUAAAACUUAGUGCUCGCGGUAUCAUUGAGAUAGGGUCCUUUCAGUGUCGCCCACAAUAAUGUAAACGCGUUAAUUAAUUAACUGCCGUCUUGCAUUCAGUGUUAAAUCGUUCGUUGUACGUGGUCUUGAUAUGGCUAAUAUCAUUUUCUAAUUCUCAACAGCUACAACGUGCAAGGAGAUUUACAACAAGAAAUUGUACGUAUAUAGAAGAUUUACGAUACACUAUUCCACUUCAUUUUCCGACGCACUUUUCUCCUUUGUAGACACGAAGCUAAGCCAUAAAAUAUUAUCGCGAAAAUCUGCUUUCCUUCAUCAAUCGAAAUUUCCAAGGCGCGAGUAUACUGAAACUGACGUGUACUAUUGUGUGUUGAAAAAAACGGAGAGAAUUAAGAUCCACAACAGGCAAAUGAUCUACACUUUGUUUUUGGCUCGACGCACAAGGAUUAUAUCAAAUAAUCACGAAAAUCGUUUCACCAAAAACUAAAGUUACUGGGUAAACAUUAGAACAUUAGAUAUAAAAACUAUAACAGCACUUAAAUAAAUCUUGAAAUACAGUAUAUGUCUAGACUUCAAGAUAGCAAACAAAAACAGAAUAAAAUUGUGGAAAUGGAAACAUUUCAGGCAUCCCACUGAUGAACAGUCACGACCUAAUAUACAUUUACAGCAACAAAAAUUUGCUAUCUGUCCCCUUUGAAUUGGUUCUUAAUUUUUGUCUAACAUUUUAAGAUUAAGAUGACAAAGGGCGGGAAUCGAUCCAGUAUUAUGUGUAAAAAUAAACUAAAACACCGAUCACUAGUGUUCCUUGGGAGAAAAAAGCCACGAAAUAUAAGAACUCAGUGAAUUUACGCUCAAGCUGGAAGGAUAGUUAAGUUAGGCGCGACACCAGAAGUUGACGAAAAAGUAAUAAGACGAAAAAGCAAAACUGACGGUAAAAAACAGUUCUGCCAAUCGAAAAAGUCAAUAAUGACAACGUUAAUCAAAUUGUCAAAUCAAACCUUGCGAUUCCUUCACAGCUCAUAUGAUGUCUCUUUGACAAGGCAGAUAAUUUCUUUUCGGAAAUUCUCAAUUGCCAUAGCGCCCUUAUUAAGACAGCCUUCUCUAAUCCCAUAUAAGCGAAAUAUCCCAGGAUGAGGUGAACCAAUGAAGUUGCAUGUUUUAUCAGGUCCAAAGGAAACAAAGCGUAUUUGCUUGAUGUUGGAUCCAGAAAGAUUCCCGUAUAUUGUCACAUGACCAAGCAUAUGCUUGAUGCAUGCGGAGGAGGUGGAUGGACGCUGGUCACGAAGAUCGAUGGCUCAAAGGUAUCAAACGUUGAAUGUUCUCACAAUUAGUUUGAACUGGCACCUUCUUAUUCCUAUUAUAAACGAUAACUUACAAUGCAAGUCAAGAGUCUAAGCUAAGAGGAAAAAGGAAUUCUAGUACGUGUAGGUUGAAAAAGAGUUAGCGCAAUGAUGUAUCAAUUCAUUUUAAGUCACGAGUACCAGACAAGGAACUAAGAGAAUAAAAUCAGAGGGCAAGAUUAGUAAACAACAAAAUGUAACUGUACCAUAUGUGUCGAAUAGAUAAAACAUCAAAGCGAUAGUAAGUUAUAUAAAUGAUGUUUCUCUUUUUCAAAUUUACCCAGAAAACCUUUCACUACAAUUCCAAUCUCUGGAGCAACAAAGUGGACUUCAACCUUCCAGCAGGGAAGACUGGGUUGGACGCUCACGAGACCAAGUUACCGACUUAUUGGAACACACCGUUUAACAAGAUCUGUCUUGGAAUGAAGAUCGGUCAGCAGUUCAAGUCUGUUGUCAUCAUCCAUCAAGCCAGAUCCUUGUAUUCACUGAUCGCAGAUGGCAAAUACCGAGCUACUUCACUGGGCCGUAACACGUGGAAGAAGCUCAUUGGGUCUCGGGCCUCGUUAGAGACCAACUGUAACAAGGAAGGAUUCAACGCAAUUGGUACCGAAAGCAAAGCCUCCAAAGCAAGAAUUGGUUUCAUUGGAAACAACGAAAAUGACUGUAGCAGCUGUGACUCCAGGAUCGGGUUUGGCACUGGAGGGUAUCACGAUGACUCCAACACGUGUGGCAACGAAGCUAUAGCCGCAGAUAACGGCGACCAGCACAUCAAAGCGAUGGGAUACAUUUUAGUCCAGUAAGGGCCAUAAUACGCAGAAACAGUCUUCAAAAGGGCUUUAAGGCAACUUAGGAACUGUAAAUUGCUGUUAACUAAUAGUUUUAAAGCAGACUCUAGAAUAAGGGAUUUUGAAAGACAGUAAUAAAAUAAAACCUUUGCGUAAGGCCAUGAACACGGUUUCGCUGAUAAAUCAUUGUGUUUUCCUGAAUAAUUUCGUUUUCAGUAGUUGAUUUCGAUCUUGAAUCAAACAAAGAUCUAUCGUUUUAGCGUGGACGGGCAAAACAAAGGCUUUUCAAAAACGUGAGUCGAUGACAUUGGAAGAGCAAGAAUUAAUAUCUUUUUGUGUAGGAAUGCAACUAGGUAGCAUACAUUGGAGAACGGGAACGACCCCAUUUAUAGCCGUGACUAAAAUUCUAGACAAAUAAAGUUCAGUGUUUUUUUUUUCAUGGUUAAAAGGAAAAUUUGAGUGACAGCCUGGGCGCUUUCAAUUCAACAAAAAUUCGAAAUUCCACGUUCCAAAAGGAACGGUACAUUCUGGUGGCACAUACCCGACCAAAGCCACCGGGCGUUUGGUAAUAGACCUCUUCCCCUUGUAUGUUUUGUUUUACCAAUAGAGUCCCUGGGGAACUUAACCCUUUGUCUUGUCAUAAAUUUUACUUACAUUUGCACUUGAAUAAGACAAGAUUUGAAAGAAACAGUUCUCUAGAGUAUUAACACAUGACCUGUACUGGGAAAACAAAACAAGCAAGCUGAAGAGGUCUAUCGUUCUCAUAAGCAGGAUGCAAAAGAGCGGUACUGGGG
Molecule: messenger RNA, 3504 nt
Organism: Porites lobata
Lineage: Eukaryota; Metazoa; Cnidaria; Anthozoa; Scleractinia; Poritidae
Source: the annotation of a GenBank genome assembly